Messenger RNA from Alternaria arborescens, 867 nucleotides. RefSeq lists its product as hypothetical. The coding region runs from base 1 to 867 and encodes 288 amino acids. The record is from RefSeq and is a predicted model, not a curated record. The transcript has a single exon. NCBI's taxonomy places the organism in Eukaryota, Fungi, Ascomycota, Dothideomycetes, Pleosporales, Pleosporaceae.
AUGUCGUCCUAUCUUAAUAAUCUCCUCACAAAUACAACAUCGCGCUACAACAACCUCCGACGGCAGAUCCUAUCCGACGAAGCAGACGGCGAUACAGAAGACGACUCGCAUCUUUCCAGAGUUCUUCGCGCGUAUUACACGGAGAAAGGAAGACCGUUUCCACAAUGGCUUCCACCGGACCCAAAGGCGCCGCAGCCUGCGCCCGCCCAGUUUGCAUCUUCUCAGUUCGCGUCUUCUAGACAGCAGGCACAGGCACAGCCAGCGGGCAGAGGAGGAGGACUGAGCGAUCUAUGGGACAACCCUGCGCCGCAACAACCACCGCAAGAGCCUCAGUCACUUCGACGAGGAGCAGGAGGACGGGGUGGAGCAGCGCGCCCACUACAAGGUCGGCCCAUGGGCAAUUCGUUGACACCAGAGCCUCAAAUACAAGGGAGGCCACUACCCAGUCAGAGAGCAGGGAGCUAUCAAAGCUCGUUGGGAGGGCGUCCACAGACAGAAGCCUCACCACCACCAAGUGCAGGGGCAGGAUCAGGUACAUCGGCACAGGAAAGGCUCAAGGCCAGGUUAUGGGGACGAUCACAAAGUCCUGCCCCACGUGGCCUGUCUUCAGAGUCCGCCAACUCACAGUCGGCACAGGGUGGACGCCCAUCCUAUCCUUACGAUCGAAGCAACAGCUAUGGAAGCACUGGCAGUGCUGGUGGGAGACAGCAGGGCUCCUUUGGCGGCAUGUCUUCGAAUUCUCCAUGGAGCGGGAACGACGACCCCUACGCGCCACAGAAUGGAGGAUACGGCGGUGGCGCACCUCCACCCCAACGCGGGCCACAAGGUGGACGUAUGGGCCUGCCGAGCGGACCGCGCAUGCGUUGA